Biomphalaria glabrata is the source of this 1929-nucleotide messenger RNA. RefSeq lists its product as uncharacterized. Gene Ontology annotation, molecular function: protein binding. The transcript is spliced from 4 exons. The coding region runs from base 114 to 1406 and encodes 430 amino acids. Gene Ontology annotation, cellular component: SCF ubiquitin ligase complex. Gene Ontology annotation, biological process: positive regulation of protein ubiquitination; SCF-dependent proteasomal ubiquitin-dependent protein catabolic process. The record is from RefSeq and is a predicted model, not a curated record. Lineage: Eukaryota; Metazoa; Mollusca; Gastropoda; Planorbidae.
AUAUUCUGUGCGUGUACGUAAAAGUUGAGUUGACUGCAACAUGGAGGACUUGUUUACAUUACACUAAAGUCUUUAAUGAGAACAUAUCAAAUUAACAUAAGUAGACAACCAAUAUGGGACAACAAAUCAGAUCUACACAACAAAUUACUGAGAAAGAGAAUGUUAUGCAGGUAUUAAACGAAACUUCCUUAUCAAAUUUUCCCAUGGAAGUUCUUGAACAUAUUUUUAGCUUCCUGCACAGAGAUGAUCUUCUACAGGCCAUGUCUGUGUGCACAAGCUGGAAGUCUCUAAUCUCUAGCAGUCCAAAUCUGUGGCGUAGCCAAACGUUUAUUUUUGAUUGCUCUCUCCACGUCAAGAAAAAGAAAAAAGUAGACAUGUUGUUUUGUACACAAAAUUUUGGACCCCAUUUUCAAACAUUGUCAGUUAGGUGCCGACACCCUGACGUGCCAUAUUGCGAUUGCACAAAAAUGGCCCAGCAGUUCCACCUGUUUCUCACCGGCUUAAGGUCACCUGAAUUGACAUCUUUCAAGGUCUACGACCUUCAAUUACUUCAGUGGUUUUGCCCCAAUAAGAUAGUCCCCAAACAAAUAAGCAGUAAAUUAACUCAAAUGCUCUCUAGUGGGUGUCGUCUGAAAGUCUUUAAGAUGCCUGACUCCCGCUGGCCAGUAACUGAGGGUCGAGAGGUCUUGGACAUUGUGUUUCAAAACUCCAGAAACACUCUAGAAACACUGAAUAUUGCUGAAUAUUUUUACGCUUAUGGUAUGUUUCCUGCUACCUGGGACUGGUUUGCAACAGGUCUGACGUCAUUAACAAAUCUAACCAAACUUUCUAUCUCUUUAUUCUAUCUCACUGAUGAACUCAUUGUCUCCAUUGCACGAGUUCGAAGAGGUCAGCUGGCAAAGCUCUCUCUGACUGCGAACUUUGACCUUAGGAACAUUCAUAUUGAACAAGAUAGCUGGAAAUGUCUGUUGAAAGCAUGCCCCAACAUAAAAGUCUCAUGCAAGAUAGUUGGUUACGUCGUCAAUCCUCGUGGGUCUCUCCUAGCCUUAUUUGACUCAGUACUCCCUAUUACCAAACUACAGAUUAAAAUACCUUAUGCCUAUGGUUUACGGGACUUGACUGAGCUGAAAAUCACGUUGGAACACGCCAGAACUCAUUAUGGGCCAUGGCUCAAGAGCUUUAUACUGGUCGUGAACAACAAGAAGGAAGAGAACUUUGAUCAGUCUUUGAUCAACCUAGUUAGAGAUUGUCCACAUCUUUCCUAUGUGAAGGCUUUAGUUUCCUAUUACUCGGAGGAUACAGUAAAGACAAUCAACAGGAUGGUCGCACAGAGACGGCAGGCACUAGCAUGGAUACACAGAACCAAAAAGUCUUCAGCCACUGUCCCGUUGUGGAGAAAGCUCUGAACUUGAAGACCCCAUUGGCCGGCCUUCUUGACUUCAAAGAGCGUCUCAACAAUAGACUGACGGCAUUAUUUCAUUUAUACAAUUCUGUAAAUGACUAUAGAAAGAGAUGUUUAGAGCAGCAUAAAUGGCUUCAAAACUAUGACAGUUUUAAUAUAAUUCAUUAAAAAGUGUAUAUAUUUUAUAUUAUAUACGGCCAUUAAGAUAACAAUAUUUAUUAAACCAAUGUCUGCCUUCAGUGUGUACUAAACGUGGUAAAAAGGUAAAAGGACCUGAGAUUAAAAUUUGAUAAGUCGGAUCAGGGCCGGACUUAGUCAUGAUAAAGCCGUCAGUGAGAGAUAAUGCAGUAUACAUUUUAUUUCUUAAAUAUUUUGUGACAAACGACAAACGACAAUAUACAUGAACUUGUAUUUCUUAAUGUAGCAAUAUAAAGUUCCAGCACUCCAGAAAAAAAAAGCACAGCAGUUACAUUCAAAAGAAAAGAUAACCGAAGGCGAGGUAUCCUAUAAUAAAAUAUAUCUUUUUA